CGAUUUGUAUUAAUUUCGUGCCUUUUGCUUUCUCUGGCUCUCUUUGAGUCUUCCGUACUUGGAAGAGUCGUAACGAAAUUGCCAAUGGCGUCCAUAGUUUACUUCAAGCGCGUCUAUAGAUAGUCCGUCAUCCUUUUCUUACAUUAUAUAUCGACACUAUUCACGGAGACACUGCUUUCAUCGCCCGAAUGAUCUUUUCAGACAAAUAUACAAGUGAAGUGUUUAUUAAAGCCCCUUGUGAUGGUAUAAAACCUCAAAAUGUUCACAACAAACGCGGUACAAGCCGGCUCAGUGCCGACUCUGCAAUAUCAAGAGCACCCACAGAAAUCCCAGGGAAAAAGCAUUGAAAAUGCCCAACAGAAGGCUCAACAAUCACAACCACAGCAGGAGUUCCCAACAUUUUGUUAUACAACAAACGUGAAUAUGAUUGGAAAAUUAGGAACUGGUACUACUGGGGGUACCGGAGGAGUUAACAUAGCACAAUUGACAACAAGCGAUGACAAAACAUGUUAUAUAGCACAACCCUUCUCAUACAACUAUGCAUUGGUCAACCAAAUGCAAUUAGCACCAAAUGGAAUUCAGAAUACCAUAUCAAAUAUUAGUUUUAAAUGUGAUGUUUGUGGUUUGAUGUUCGGCCACCUCACUCUAUUAAAUGCUCAUAAGAGGAUACAUACUCAAGAUGCAGAUAACAAUAUAACAGUGGUGGCAACGGGCGUCAGUUCUGGCAACGAUGUGGCCAUGCCACCACACAUCCAGAUACUGUCCACGGACCCCAAUGAUCCACAACAACAUCAAAUGCAGAUACAAGACACUAAGCCUGUAAUCAUUGACAAGACACAGUCAAAAUGCAUUACAUGUGGUGGGCAGUUAUCCAAUAAUCCAAAAAGGAAAGGACCAAAACUAAUAAGAUGCGAAACUUGUAUAGCACAAGAUAGUGUUGACCAGAGAAAUAAUCAAAUGAAUGCAACUCAGAUCUUCGUGUCGGCGGAGAACAACGUGAAAUUCGAGGUGGGCGGUGUGAGCGGCGUGCAGGCGGCGACCGACCCGCUCGCCACCGCGCCGCCCGCGCCGCCGCCGCAGCAGCAGAAAACAGUGGCUGCUGGUCAUCAUCCUGUGAAAAAGAGAAACUUGGCAUCCGUUACUAAAUGUCAAAACUGCAACGGAUCCGGCAUAGUGUUCAUCGGAGGAAAUAAAAACAAAAAUAACGCAACAAAUGCCGAAAAGCCUUUCCACUGCAAUAUUUGCGGAGGAUCUUUUUCACGAUACUCGUCGUUGUGGUCUCACAAGAAGUUACAUUCUGGUGAAAAGAACUUUAAGUGUGGUGUGUGCGGCAUUGCGUUUGCGAAAGCUGUUUACCUUAAAAACCAUUCGAGAAUACACACUGGAGAAAAACCUUACAGAUGUCAAACUUGCGGUAUGCAGUUCUCACAGUCACCGCAUCUGAAAAAUCACGAAAGGACUCAUUCGGGCGAAAAGCCUUAUGUCUGUGAGGUGUGUGACAAGGGCUUCGCGAGACACGCCACUUUAUGGAAUCACCGCCGGAUCCACACGGGCGAGAAACCUUAUAAAUGUGAAACGUGCGGUUCAGCGUUCAGCCAAGCCGCGCAUCUGAAGAACCACGCCAAAGUGCAUUCCGGAGAGAAGCCCUUCAAGUGCGACAUCUGCACCGCCGCCUUUGCAGACCGGUUUGCGCUCAAGCGGCACAGAGGCAUACACGACAAGUAUGGCCAGACUGCGCCUCUGCCUUCAAGAAUACAGCAAGAUGAACACGAGCACCAAGCACAGCAGCAACAGAGCAGUGACCAGCAAAACUCACAGCCAGAUGUCGAACAUAGAGGUCAACAAACAACACUAUGAGUUUAGGAACCAUUAGUGUCCAUUCAGACAGAACACAACACAACAGCAAACGUGUCGCCAGCCAGUGGACUGAAUGUAAUGUGAAUGGCUGCCUGUACUUUUGCAACCAUAAUAUACCCAGAUUAGUAUGGUGUCGCAAUGUGGGUGAUGUGGCAUAUUGGUUCACUAUUUCUAAACUCAAAUGAUAGGUCUAAAUACACUGCUGUCCUUCAUAAUUCAAUUCAAUUUUGUUUAAUGGCGCGACGCCGCACCAGACACGCAAUUUACUUCGUCAAUGACGUGUGGAAUUGAAGAGUAUGUGUACACAUAAAUGGUUGGUGAUAGUAGGGAAUUUAGGCUAUCUUUAAUUGGGAUAAUUUAUAUAAGUGGCAGGUUUUCUCAGAGUAUACUGUUUUAUUUUAAUAAUGCUCCCUGCAGAAAAGGACAGCAGUCAAUUUAGUAUUUUAUACAAUUUAGUGCUCGGCGAUAUUUUUGCUGCUGGUGUGUAAGGAUAUUUAUUUUUCGGGGGCCCAAUUUGAAUUGGGCCUUAUUCAGAAGAAGCGAUUUUGCGAUCUAAAUACUGUGUUCCAAUAAAAGCGCAAUUAACCCCUGAUUAAUAUAGAUUCGUUAUAAUUUAAAUAACGGAUGUACAUAUCACGAUUAAAGCGCCGGCCACACAGGCCGCGUAUGCGUCGCGUAAGUGUAGACGUAGCGCGUACCAUUGAGUUGUAAUGUAUGGCACUGUACGAGACAUGUCACACCGCUUGCGUGGCGUGAACGUUCGCGUAGACGUAAUGCGUGCUGUUAUACGCGCGUGUCACGUGUAUGUGCUUGGUGUGAAUCGGCUUUAAUACGAUGAUUUUGAAUUAUCAACGUUUCGACCCAGUUGCUCGUUAUUUAAGUUAUUAAACCACGGAAAUAAGUGUCUGUCUAUCUGCUAGCUUUUCA
Molecule: messenger RNA, 2784 nt
Organism: Maniola jurtina (meadow brown)
Lineage: Eukaryota; Metazoa; Arthropoda; Insecta; Lepidoptera; Nymphalidae
Gene: Clamp
Product: zinc finger protein 665
Exons: 11
Coding region: 259-1857 (532 amino acids)
Biological process (GO): regulation of transcription by RNA polymerase II
Molecular function (GO): DNA-binding transcription factor activity; RNA polymerase II cis-regulatory region sequence-specific DNA binding
Source: RefSeq, a predicted model, not a curated record